This is a messenger RNA of Thrips palmi, 4641 nucleotides long. RefSeq names its product coiled-coil domain-containing protein 39-like. The record is from RefSeq and is a predicted model, not a curated record. Gene Ontology annotation, biological process: cilium-dependent cell motility; inner dynein arm assembly; cilium movement. NCBI's taxonomy places the organism in Eukaryota, Metazoa, Arthropoda, Insecta, Thysanoptera, Thripidae. Bases 331 to 3753 code for a protein of 1140 amino acids. Gene Ontology annotation, cellular component: axoneme. The transcript is spliced from 18 exons.
ACCUGCCUGCCGAUACCCCCAGUCACCAGUGACUUGCAGCUUGCGUGGGCUUUUAUUUUUGUUCCAGUGAUUCAACUGGAUUUAACUUCCAGCGAGUGAAAGAAAUGGCGGUUUUUUAGACGGCCUGGCCGCUGACUCUCAGCGGCAUGCACGUGACUUAUCAAGCAGAUAUGCAUAAAAUGUGUAAAAUGUGCACAUGUCCGGCGUUUCCAUGACAACGGUAUCAUCGAGCGUCAUGCAAGCUAGUUUGAAUCUCCUCUCCUGUUUGUGAAGACAUUCUGGAAAUAAUUGAGACCCAUUACCAUUUUUUAAUUUUAAUUAUAUUUAAAAAUGGUGCGAGAAAUUACAGAAAUUUUAAAGCAGUUGGGGUGGACAGAUGGCUUUCGAAUUCCUGUGUCAAAUGAGGAGAACAGAAAAUUAGAAAAUUUGCUGGAAGCCAAAGUGAAAGAGAAAGCUCAACUUGUAGCAGAUAUAGAGGAGAUGGACGAACGUUUGGAUGCAUUGAAUCGUCAUUUGUCAAAUAUUUCCCAUGAGCAGAAAGAAAAUCAUAAAUUACUUACUGCCACACGUCAACAAGUGGACACUUCACAACAUAUGACGACUGUAACGCGUAAUGAACAUGAAGGUUUGCAAAGAGAUUUGCGCAAUAUGAAAACCACCUUAAAGGAAAAGACCAAAAAAAUCAGUUCAAUGGAGGCUGAAACUAAAGUAGUUCAGAACAAAGUAACAAAGCUCAAACAAUUAAUGCAUUGGGAUGGUGAGGAAUUGCUAGCAUGGGAAGACCUCCAUAACAGGAAAGAAGAAGAUAUUUAUCUUCUACAGCAGUUUAUCAAUGAGGAUACAGCUCAGUUUAAGGAUUUGGAGAUGAAAAGAGUUGCCCUUCAAACAGAAGUUGACAAGCAAAAUGCUUUAGCAGAAGAAGCUACAACAGAGGCAGCUAUGUUAGAACAAGUGUUUGAUAGAGUUGCCCAGUUAUAUCGACAAGCUCACUCUGAUCACCAAGCUCUCAUACAUCAAUGGGAACAUUCUGUUCAAGCUAUGCACUUGAAGGACAAGGACAUAAAUGACACACUUAAUGAAAUUCUUGCAGUUCGUUCUCAAGGAAGGGUCAAAAUGGCAGAAUUGCUUGAAGUUAAAGAGCUAGAUGCUAAUCUUAAAAACAAUAAUGCUGAAGCUCAGUCUAAAGCUGAAGAGACUCAUAGGAAAUUAAAUAUUUUGAGGAAUGAAGAUCAAACUGUACAGAAGGAUGUUCAUGAGCUUGAGAAUGAGCUUAAUGUAUUGAAGCGCACAUUGUCUGGACUCGAAAUACAAUUAAGUCAACAAAGAAGCCAUAAUACACAGACAAAGCGAGAGGUGAAUGAACGCAAGGGCAAGAUUGAAGCCCUGGAAUUACAUUUCGACAAUCUUAUUAAAAAGCAAGAAGAAGUUAGCAAAAAUUUGUGGGAUGCUGGGGAAAGAUACAAGCACAUGGAGAAACUAGUGCAGGAUGAAGAACAUUUACAAGAAUGUUUUCUUAGAGAUAUCAACAAGCUUCAAAGUAUUUACUUUCGCACUACUCAAGAGCUCCAAUCUAUUCGUGAGAAGGAGCGUUUGCAAUCUGCUGAGCUCCAAACACUUCAAAAGAAUAAGAAAGGCAUUAUGGCUCAUAUAGAAACAGUGGAAAAAGAGAUUAUUAAGAUAAAAAAUGCUACUUAUGAAAUGGAGUUUUCAGAGCAGAAAAUGAGAUCUCGAAUAUCACAUGCUCUGGGAGAAACAAGAUCUGCAGAGCAGGAUGAAAUGCUGAGAAAAAUAGAACAAUUGGAGUGUGUCUUACGAGAGAAGCAAUCUGUCAUGUCUUUGCUUACAUCACAAGUGAACAGGCUAGAGAAUGAUUGUCGUCAAAUGUCAAAUGUGAUAGGAGCCACUGCUAGAGAAGUGGAGCAGUUACAAUGGAAAAGACAAGAUGGGCUCUUACUGGUGGAAGGGGGCAAAAAGCAGCUGAAGGCAGCUAAAGCAGCCCACCACGAAACCCUGGUAGAGCAUGCUUUGCUUCGUGUUAAGGUCAACCAGGUGGAACGAGCACUCCAUCGAGAAGGGACUUACGUACACUCAUUGUCAAAACAAAGACUGGAAUGGGAAAAUGCAAUGAAAGAGCGUAAGCUUGAAAUAGACUUACAUAAAGAAAUGAUGGCAUCAAAACGAAAAACGUUAAACGAAGAAAAGUCACAACUCCAAACAGCUCUUAAUCAGUUGAACACGAGAAGAAGCCAACUUCAAAAUCGCCAUGAUAUAAUUACCAGUGUUAUUGGAAAAGAUGAGUAUGGGGAUUUCAUAUCUCCUGCAAUGCUAAAACUCAAGAUUGCUCAAGAAAAAAUAAUGCUUCAAGAUGAAGGUGACAUCCUAGAUGCCAAAAUUAAAAAGGCGGAAAAGGAAAUAGAAGCUAUGGAAAAUACUUUAAAAGUUGUGAAUACAUCCAAUGACACCUAUCGUAAAAACCUGACUAUGAUCGAUAAAGAGGGGCCCGAGGGUGAGGAAUUAAGAACAUUGGAACAAGAGUAUUAUCAAGCAAUGGUGAGCCUCAGAGCUCAAAGAGAACAGAGAGCACAGAUGGAGUCAGAAAUACAGGAAAUAUUACGGAAGCUUUCGUCUACACAAGAAAAAGUAGAGACUAAUAAUGCAACUGCCAGAGAAUUGGAGAAUGAUGCUUCUGUUCUUGUGAAAGAUCUCCAGGAUCAAGAAAUAAAACUGCACCGGGCAGACGGUCAAUUAAAGAGACUUGUGCGUGAGUUGCGCAGUAAAAGUGACUCAACUAUGUUUGGCAUGGAGGAGAAAGAUAUUGCUCUGAGGGAGCUGAUAGACAGAAAUCAAGCUGCUCUGGAACUGCUUGCUGAGAUGUCAAUCAGGCAUAUGGAGGCAGCUCCUAUUAUCAGCCAGCACCUUAGGGAGAAAGGAUUGAGUUUGCCUCAGCCUGGGCAACAUCUGAAAGGCGUUGCUUCCAUGUCUACCUUGAGUGGUGCCAGCAGUGCCCGCAGUGGUCGGAGUAGUAGCACUUCUGUUAGCAGUUGCACUUACGCUCGACGACGAAUAUUUGAUCCUCACAACCAGCCACUUGGUUCAUAUCAUGGAACUCUUCAGACUCCAGCUCAGCUAGACUUCCCUCUUAAAGAAGAUACAUGCUGUGCCCCUCACUCUUCAUUUACUCUGGGUAGCAUGUCUGAAACACGUUCUCAAAGUGAUGCUGGAGGCUCUGUGGCAGGACCCAUACCUUGUUUUGAAGGAACAAGAACGUUUCGCUCAAGAGAGGUCUCUGCUGAUGAUGGAAGUCAGAACAUGGGGAGUCUGGUUGAAGUCCAUCCUGCAUUUUCAGGUCCUGCCUUGACUGCUUCUACAGAGGCUUCCCAAACUUCCAUCAAAGUAAAAACUGGUUCACCAGUUGGUUCACAAGUGUCUGGAUCCCGCCAGGCCAGACUUUCUCAAGAAUCAAGCAAGAAAGACAAGCCAAAGUCACCUGAGAAUGAUUUGCAGAGCACCAUCAUUGUUGGGUCUUUACAGCUGAGUGCUAGUGGCAAACCUAAAUCUCAAGAUGGACAGAGCCUUGCAGGCAGUCGAAGUAGCAGUCGAGCCAGCACUCAGAGUGGGGGAAAAACUAGCAGAGGAAGCCAUUCUAGUGGUGUGAGCAAAACACAUAAGAGCAGCUCAGGAAGUCAACAAGAAUCCACUGGCAAAGAACAGAAGCAUGAAAGAGGUAGUACUUCAGGUUCGAGCCGUAAAUAAGAAAAAUGUGACUGUUUGAUUGAUUGUGAUUGAUCGUUUAAAACCGUUGUGUAACAUAGUAAGAAGGGGCUGUGGGUUAGGGCCGAGGCAACAACCAAAAAACAAUAUGCACUUCUUAUUAUUGCUUUAUUUUGUGGUUUUUCUGAAAGUAUGUCAAGAAAUCACAACUUCAUAGUGAUCAUACUCGCAGGCAAUGAAAACACAAGCGUGCACGCACAUGUAUCAGCAGCCAAUCCAUGGUAAUCAUUAAUAAUCUAGUCAUGGUAGAACAUGUGGUAAUGCUGAAGAAGCUGCUAACAGCUUGAUGCUAAUUAGAAUGCUCACACACUUAACACAAUGCAACUUCUAUGCUGAACCCUAGAUCAGGCAUUGUGAUGACAGUCACUCACAAAACAUCAUCUAGCUGUUUGGAUGGGGUCAAUGUGAUUUUCAUUUGCAUGAUGCAUCAUGCGGUGGUGUACGUUUAAAUCUUAAGAGCACAGGAGCAAGCUCUUCAUUAACUACAGAACCAGCACAAGAUACUGUUGCAAGGACCAGCUAAAGAUGAGAUCAAAGGUCCAAAUAUGAGAUAAAGCAGAGAAAAUUACUCAGGUGUCCAUUUGGCUAAAGGCAAACAAAACAUCGGAUAAUAAAUCUUCUCAAAUUUUAUUUAUAUGACAAUACCAAUAAGGUAACAAACUAAGUUAAGUAUAUGCACAUAGCAAAAAUCUCUAAACUUGCCAAAAAACAAAAGAUAAAUGUGCUGGGGUAGUUGUGUGAAACGUUAACAAAUAACAUAAAGACUGUGAAACAAAUCUACAUUUAUGAUAAACCAAUAUCCCCCAAGACUAAGACUAAAUAUCAAAUUAAAUAAUGAGUGUGUCAAACAGCUAACACAAAUUUUUACAU